CAGGCAGGAGGUGUCUGGAGAACCAUGUCAGCCCAGCCAGGGAUGUAAAGAAGGAUCCCUUUCGCUUUUAUUCGUUUUUUUUUCUACCCCAAACAGCCGUGAACAUACAUAUUUUACAAUUUGGGAAUAUAUUUUCUCAUGAGCGAUGCUGGACCUGAGCUUGGAUUUGUUCCAACUUCUCCUCGUUGAGCGACAGAACUCAUGAAACCCUCUUCAGAGCGACGGGUUUAUGGACUUGCGUAUUAGCUAAUGAUGUCUGUGGGUUUUAUGCCUGACAGUCUGAAUGGCUCAGAUCCCUCUAAAUCGGCCUUCCUAGAGUUUGGCCACGGACAUCCGGCACACCAGCAGCACUCCCCCGGACUUUCUCACAUUUACCCCGUUCAUGGCUUGCACGCUGCCGGGCAUUCACAGCACGAAAGUCCUUUUCCUCCCGGCGCGUCGUACGGUCGCUCUCUGGGCUACGCCUACCCCGGCGCGGUGAACACUCAUCCCCAGUCUGCUUACAUGCCCUACCAGCACAGCAAUCACAGCAACAGCCUGGGCCACACGAGAUUAGAGCACACAGAUCGCGAGAAGUCCGUGGGGAUUGAAAACGGGGGCAUUCGCCUGAAUGGCAAAGGGAAGAAAAUACGGAAGCCUCGGACCAUCUACUCCAGCCUGCAGCUGCAGGCUCUGCACCAGCGGUUCCAGCAGACCCAGUACCUGGCCCUGCCGGAGCGGGCCGACCUGGCGGCCAAGCUGGGGCUCACCCAGACUCAGGUGAAAAUAUGGUUUCAGAAUAAGCGCUCCAAGUAUAAAAAGAUCAUGAAGCAUGGCAGCGGAUCUGAGGGAGAACAUCUCCACAGCACAAAUUCCAUCUCUCCCUGCUCGCCUGGGUUGCCCCAACUUUGGGAGGUGUCAAUGACAAACAAAGGAGCCCCGAUGCACCCAAACAAUUACAUGAACAAUUUUGGUCAUUGGUACCCAAAUCACCAUCCCCAUCAGGACGCGAUGCCCAGGCCUCAAAUGAUGUGAGUGGAUUGUUUUGGUGUCCUGCUCUCGGCCUGCAUGGAGCGCCCCUCAUGCUUCAACGAACUCGGUGAUCUCUCCAAAGGCCUCGUUUCAGCCAAAGCCAGCAAAACUGUUGUGUUCAAAUGUGUGUUGAAUAUAUUUUGUUCAUGUUCAUUGUAUUCCGUGUGCGUUUUGAAAGCAUUUUUCCACUGACUACCUGCAAAAUUCAGGUUGUUUUGUUAUUUGGUUAUGUCACUGCAGAAUCAAGUGCACGGCCUAAACUAACUGAAAUGGCUUAGUGUAUGCAGUUUAAAAACAGAUUCUGGAUAGAGGCAUGUUUGGACCGUUAUGUAGGUCUACUUCAUUAGCAGAGGAGUUCUGGCCAACCACGACUUUAAGCUGCAUGGUCCAACAUGGUAAAUGCUGUGAGCAUUAUGCAAAUAAACGGCUGUUGGA
Messenger RNA from Myripristis murdjan (pinecone soldierfish), 1446 nucleotides. RefSeq names its product distal-less homeobox 4b (gene dlx4b). The transcript is spliced from 3 exons. Gene Ontology annotation, molecular function: DNA-binding transcription factor activity, RNA polymerase II-specific; RNA polymerase II cis-regulatory region sequence-specific DNA binding. The coding region runs from base 250 to 1014 and encodes 254 amino acids. Gene Ontology annotation, biological process: cell differentiation; embryo development; regulation of transcription by RNA polymerase II. The record is from RefSeq and is a predicted model, not a curated record. Lineage: Eukaryota; Metazoa; Chordata; Actinopteri; Holocentriformes; Holocentridae.